UGUGUGUGAGCGUGUUGCUGAGUCAGGCGACCCCUCUCUCUCUCUCUCUCUCUCUCCAGUUGUUCUUCGCCAGUGACACUUUGUUUUAUCCGCCGACGUCAUCCAUACGGUCUGGACGCCGCCGCGCGACGGUGCCCUCUCCUCUCCUCUCCUCUCCUUUCCUCGCCGACCGACAACUUGUUCGUCCGUUGGCGCAUUGGCUGCCCAUGCGGGCGCCGCUCUCGACGCGCGCCGCUGCCCCUGCUCUCCUCCGCCGCCUGGGCUGUCCGGUGCGCCUCUGCGGUCGGAUCGGGACGGUACCGGGCACCGCUUUCAUGAAUGAAUAACGAGGCGGCUGGCGGCGGGGGGGGGGCGGGGAGGGCGGUGGAAAGAAAUGCGAGUGAAUGCGAAACUCCCCAGCAGCCGGGCUCCCGAGGGGCCAGCCACUGAUGAGAGGGAUUAGCGACGGAGCGGAGCCGCGGCUCAUUGCGGAAAAAGCCGAGUCCGACUGCAGACUGGCGAGGAGGCGCACCGCGCGGGGAACGGGCUGCGCGGCGUAGAGCGGCGACGACACCGCGGUCACCACCAUGUCCAUCCACAUCGUGGCUCUGGGCAGCGAGUGCCCCGGGGGAGUGGGGCCCGGGGAAGAGAUCAUGGGCCAGGGGCAGCUGCAGGGGGGCCUGCUGUGGAGUUACCUGGGUCAGGGGGCGCUGGUGGGACCCUGCGACCUGGAGAGCAGCCUGCACAAUCCGGCUUUCAUGGAGUACACGUCGCGCGUGUUCGGGGAUGUGACCGUGGUGGUCCGGGAUUGUCCCAGCUGGGACUUGUUGGACAGCGACUGGGCUAGCGUACGGAAAGUCCUCGAGCAGGCGGACAUCCUGGUCAUUAAGUACUCGGUGACCGACAAGCUGGCCUUCCAGCAGGUCAGGAACGGCUACGCCCCGAGACUGCGCCCGCUGCUGAGGCACUGGGGUGUACCGGUCAUCCUGGUUGCGGUUGGAGCGCGACUGAACGACGAGGGUCCUCCCUGUACGUGCCCGUUGUGUGCAUCUGACUGGAGCAGCUGUGUGCCUCACAGUGAAGGUCUGCAGCUGUCCCGGGACCUGGGGGCCACCUACCUAGAGUUGCCUUCUCUCAAUCACGUCUUUGUGGGCCGCUACUUUGGCAGCGUGCUGGAGUACUUCAUGAUUCAGUGUCUGAAACACAAAGCCAAAGAGAGGCCCGAGAAGAGGCGAGGGAACAAAGUGAACGAGCUCCAGCCCCCUCACCUAGAGCAACCAGCUCGUCUCCCUCCCAUCCGCGUGGAGGAGUCCAGCUUCUCCCAGGAUAUGCAGUGGUUGCUGGAGCGCGGCGUGCAGUUUGCCGAUGUGGCGUUCUACGCCGGGGACUCUGGGAAAGAGCUGGGGUGGGCGCACGCCGCCGUGCUGUGCGCCGUCAGCCCGUACUUCAGACAGCUGCUCCUGGGGCCCAAGAACAGGGAACGUCCACAGUCGCGCUGUGUUUGCAGGGAGCGGGACGGAGGCCCCCAUUCGCUGCUCUCCACCUGGGACGGGGGGAUUAUUGAUGACAUGCCCCGAUCAGAGGGGCACCUGACAGGGCGACUCUCCCGUCUGGUGGUGAAGGACCCGCUCCUGUGUAUGUGCCUGUGGGAGACUCUCAUGUUUAUUUACAGAGGGGCGUGGGAGUGGGAUCAUCUCCAGGAGGCCCUGGAAGAGAAGCUGAAGAACACGCUGGCUGUUACUCAGCUCAUGGAGCGCAUACGAUCUCUCAUCGGCAGAGACAGGGGCCCCCGGGAUACCCCGAGUGCGAGGGCAGCGCAGCUCGGCCCCCAGACGCUCGUCAACCUCUUCAAUUCUCCUCUUUACUCGGAUGUCAUCUUCAUGGUGCAAGGGAGCGUGUUGCCCGCCCACCGGGCGGUGCUGGUGGCACGCUGUGAUGUCAUGGCGGCGAUGUUCAGCGGAAAGUAUGCCGAGGCGCGGAGCCGGGUGGUGCCCAUCCACGGAGUCUCCUCAGAUACCUUCCUCUCGUUCCUGGAGUACCUCUACACUGACUCCUGCUGUCCUGCCAGCGUGCUGCAGGCCAUGGCCGUGCUGGUCUGUGCCGAGAUGUACCAGGUGAAACGUCUGCAGCACCUGUGCGAGGUCUGUGUGUGCGCCUACCUUCAGAGCAUGCCCAGUCGAGAGCUGUCGUCCACGGGCAUCAGCGUGGUCCGACUCCUCCGCAGGGCAAAGUGCCACAACGCAGAGCAGCUGUACAUCUGGCUCCUGCACUUCAUCGCCAACAACUACCUAAUCUUCAGUCACAAACCGGACUUCCUGGAGCUCUCAGAGGAGGAGCGAGAGCAGGUGGAGAGGCUGCGCUGGCCGUCCAGAGGCUACCUGCAGGAGCUCAGUGAGUACCAGCAGCGGCGACGCAAACUACGCAAGUCCCGCUGCAUAGUCAUGUGACCCCGCGUGGAAGCCAAACGCCUGUGGAAAAAGAGAAGAGUGGGGAAAUCAGAGGAGGAAAUAAUGAAGAAAACAGUUUUUUUCCCCAUUUGUGCUGCUUGAGGAAGGGCUGACUCUGGGGAGGGACGUGUCAUAAGACUCCUUAACAAGUAGGACAGCGACGUAUGUACGGCGCGUCGAGCGGUGACAUACACAUCCUGCACACACCUCUCUUCCCCUGAAGGAAUGUGCGCGUCCUUUGCAUAACGACUAUUCCAUCACGCGCGAUACGAAAUGACUGAUCCUUCGAACCCAACAUGAAUUUAAAAUGACUUGUCUGGCCACUGGCCAGAGGCUCUGUGAAAGAUAAUUAUAUUUCUAUCGGCUGACGCAAAAUGGUGGAUAGCAAAGAUGAACACUGACACAAAAUGGCUCCAUUACAAGUACAAAUAUACCGCAUCGAAUGACCAACGCGUCAGUCAAGAGAGCGGACCGGGAUCACGCAUGGACAUUUUCAAACUACAGUGGUGGUUGGAACGAGGAGGAAGGAAAGUUUCGCCGCAGAGUUUUUCUUCUCUACUCGACACCCGCGGAUCUCUGAAUCGCUCAUGUACAUCGGACGCGGGACGGCUCCAUCCUAAAUUAAACCCAUGAUGCAUCUGUGCAAAUGCAGCAUUUUUUUUCUUUAAGCUGGAAUAACUGUCGAGCCCCGAACUCCACAGCGGCUCAGCGAGUAUUUUAUGUGAGCGGUGACCGACAUUAACACAGACAGCGGAGGGGAAAGCCACCGGUAGAUGCUGCUGGUGGCGCAGUCGCACUCAUUCUCAUCUGUAAUUUAACAGGCCGCAGUUGAGCAGACGAGCAGCACCAAUUUAAUAACAAUUCUUUUAUUUGAAUCUUUCAGAUCUAUAGCGCAACAUCGGAGAGAGCGUAUCAGACCCAGACUGAUCUUAUUACAAUGCGAGAUAAAAUAGAUUGUGGCCGUAGUCCGUUUCACACGAGGCCAAUUUCACUUUCGUUGAGUAAUGACUUGGAAAUUUAACUCUUGGAAAUUUAAACAACACACAUUUCCUCUACAGGAUAACAUGAAAUAACGUUGAAACUAUUCCUAGUAUAUCGGCAAUAGCAAAUAAUAAAAACGUCAGUUUCUGUCACACUAACAGGCAAACGCCUUUAGUAGCAUUCACGUGUACAGAUUUAGGAAAAUCUACCAUAUCGUAAAUACAUAGGGACGAGCGUGACACCUUGUAAAACCAACGGUGUUUGGUCGUAUUCUGAUCUAGACAAUAAAGCUAAGGUUGUGUGUUUGCUGUGACAGUCAUCUGGCUGGAGCGAUGGGUAACCACAUUCAGCACAGGGCCUGUGCACGUUAAACCCGCAAGAGAAGGAGUCUGCUGGUGCCAGCUCGGCUUAAGUUAGCCACACUCAGCAAACCGAUGAUAGGACGUCGUUUUUCCAUAGAUGCUGUGAUCCCGAUUCAAAUGGGUUUAAUUUUUCGUAGUUUUAGAACAGCUGUCGUCCCAAAUCAGGAACAUUAGCUAGUACAAUAAAACCAUAAUGCCUAUGGGUGGAUACGCAAUAUUCAUUUUUUUUCCUUUUUGAGAGGUUAAUCAUAAUGAGAUUAUGAUUUAUUGGUGCUGCAAUUAUUUUUGUACACUGUACUGUGUGGACAUUUUUUUUGAUUUGCGUUUUACAUUUGGAGCAGACAGCUGGCUCAUACUGUGUUACAGUCCAAUGUUUCACUGACUUUUACUUUAAAAGGAUUAAGGAGGAAACAACUCGUCAGAUGAACCCUCAGCAAAACGAAGGGCAAAUGAAAUCAAGUGACAUUUGUGGCCAUUUUAAAAAAAAAAUUUUUUUUAAAUACAGUGGAUCAGUAUCAGUCAAAAAUAAUCGACAAACUGUGAGAUGAGGUGUUUAUCCUGUUCUGUAGCAGCACACUGUGCAGAGACCACGAUCACUGUCUCGUUCGGACACUGUACAGGUGGUUGGAGUUGGUAUCCUUCACCAGAUAGUGUGUAUCUGACCACAAUGACAGUGUCGAGGUGAACGGCAGCCGAAACACUGGACUGUUAAACAUUGUGUAACCAAGCAGCACUGCAUCCAGCAUGUGGAGACACACCUGCGGCUCCACUGAGCCAGUGUUGUACAGACUGUAGAUAACAUGACGUCUGACUUUAAAUAAAGACAUGUUUUAGAACGAA
Scophthalmus maximus (turbot) is the source of this 4609-nucleotide messenger RNA. It is a transcript of the gene rhobtb3, whose product is annotated as Rho related BTB domain containing 3. Gene Ontology annotation, biological process: proteasome-mediated ubiquitin-dependent protein catabolic process; regulation of proteolysis. Gene Ontology annotation, cellular component: cytoplasm. The transcript has 13 exons. NCBI's taxonomy places the organism in Eukaryota, Metazoa, Chordata, Actinopteri, Pleuronectiformes, Scophthalmidae. Gene Ontology annotation, molecular function: ubiquitin protein ligase binding. The coding region runs from base 567 to 2426 and encodes 619 amino acids. The record is from RefSeq and is a predicted model, not a curated record.